AUGCUUACUAAAACUACACUUCCCAUGAGUCCACAACACACGGUUGUCCUGGUUACCGUUGACGUCACGCGAGGAAAACCCCGUGGACUGCUCUCCAACGACCCGCUACUCAGGAAGACGACAUUUCCGCCAUCUAUAUCAACCAUGUCUGAAAAUAUUUUCAUGGCCAAGCUGGCAGAGCAGACCGAGCGCUACGAUGACAUGGCCAAGAUCAUGAAAGAAUACACACAAACAAAAACUAAACUGGACAUUGAAGAGCGUAACCUGUUUUCAGUAGCUUACAAAAACGUGGUGGGCGCCCGUCGUUCAUCAUGGCGAGUGAUCUCCAGUGAGGAUAGCAAAGAAGUUCCUGAAAAGAACAAGACAAUAAUUAAAGACUACAAGGAGAACAUUGAAAAGGAGUUGAAGACCAUUUGCCAAGAAGUCUUGGAUCUCUUGGAUAAAACCUUGAUUCCUAGUGAUGAUGUUGCUGAAAGCAAAGUGUUUUAUCAUAAAAUGAAGGGCGACUACCACCGGUACCUGGCUGAAGUGGCCCUACCAGACGAAGUUGAAAACAGAACAAACUCAGAAGCAGCUUAUAAAGCGGCCUAUGAUAUCUCUGAAAAGGAGCUGCCUUCUACACACCCCAUCCGUCUUGGUUUGGCACUGAAUUACUCAGUUUUCCAAUAUGAGAUCUGCAACAAUAAGGAAGGUGCUUGCUUUUUGGCUAAGAAGGCAUUCGAUGAUGCCAUCGCAGAACUUGACAAUCUUCAAGAAGAAAACUACAAGGACAGCACCCUCAUCAUGCAGCUCCUGAGAGACAAUUUGACACUGUGGACUGCUGAUAACGAGGCCGAAGAUGGAGAUGAGUGA
Molecule: messenger RNA, 852 nt
Organism: Knipowitschia caucasica
Lineage: Eukaryota; Metazoa; Chordata; Actinopteri; Gobiiformes; Gobiidae
Source: the annotation of a GenBank genome assembly